Messenger RNA from Pangasianodon hypophthalmus (striped catfish), 10248 nucleotides. RefSeq names its product cytochrome P450 2K1. The transcript has 9 exons. Gene Ontology annotation, molecular function: oxidoreductase activity, acting on paired donors, with incorporation or reduction of molecular oxygen, reduced flavin or flavoprotein as one donor, and incorporation of one atom of oxygen; iron ion binding; heme binding. Bases 103 to 1638 code for a protein of 511 amino acids. NCBI's taxonomy places the organism in Eukaryota, Metazoa, Chordata, Actinopteri, Siluriformes, Pangasiidae. Gene Ontology annotation, cellular component: cytoplasm; intracellular membrane-bounded organelle. Gene Ontology annotation, biological process: xenobiotic metabolic process. The record is from RefSeq and is a predicted model, not a curated record.
CUGCACUUAAGCUACCAGUCUUGCAACCUGAGCAGUUUGUUUUUCACUCCGCUGCUUUCUGUGUUAAGCGAAACACAUUUGACUCAGGUUACCCCUUUAACAAUGGCUUUUUGGGAAGAGCUUCUCCUGCAACCUACAAGUACAGGCAUAUUGCUUGGUCUUGUGAUGAUGUUUCUGCUGAUUGUUUAUCUCCGUUCUUCUGAUGCCAGCUCUCAGGAAGAAAACAAGGAGCCUCCGGGUCCUAAACCACUGCCUAUCCUGGGAAACAUGCUGCAGCUGAACCUCAAAAGACCCUACCUGACUCUAUGUGAAAUGUCAAAGAAAUAUGGAUCAAUAUUCACUGUGUAUCUUGGGCUUAAGAAAGUAGUUGUGUUAGCAGGAUAUCAAACUGUCAAACAAGCACUUGUAAAUUAUGCAGAGGAAUUUGGAAACAGAGAUAUUACUCCCAUUUUCUUUGACAUGAGCGAAGGAUAUGGAAUUCUGUUUAGCAAUGGUGAAAACUGGAAAGAAAUGAGGCGAUUUUCCCUCAGCAACCUUCGAGACUUUGGGAUGGGCAAAAAAAGGAGUGAGGAGAAAAUCAUUGAAGAAACAAACUAUUUGAGGGAAGUGUUUGAAGAAUUUCGGGGGAAACCAUUUGAUACUUCACAGCCAUUAAAUUAUGCCACCUCCAAUGUCAUCUCAGCCAUUGUGUAUGGAUGCAGGUUUCAAUACAGUGACCCUCAGUUCAAAGAAAUGGUUAACCGGACCAACGAGAACAUCAAGAUUAGUGGCUCACCUUCUAUUCAGAUAUAUAAUAUGUUUCCCUGGCUUGGAUGCUGGCUAAAGGACUAUAAGCUCAUGAUGAAAAACCGUGAGCAAAACCUAAAGCAAAUAAAGGAGCUUGUGGAAGAUUUGGAGGAGACACUAAGUCCUGAGGAAACCAGAGGCUUGAUUGACUCUUUUCUUAUACGCAAAAAGAAUUUAGAGACAGUUGGAGAUAAAGACACUUUGUUUCAUGAACAGAAUCUCAUUAUAACAGUUUCCAACCUGUUUGCUGCUGGUACUGACACGACUAGCACAACACUGCGGUGGUGCCUUCUGUUAAUGGCCAAGUAUCCUCAGGUUCAGGACCACGUCCAGGAAGAGAUUGACAGAGUCAUUGGAGGUCGUCAGCCACUGGUGGAGGACAGAAAGAAUUUGCCUUACACAGAUGCAGUGAUCCAUGAAACUCAGAGACUAGCUAACAUAGUACCCAUGAGUCUCCCCCACACCACUAGUUGUGAUGUUAAAUUCCAAGGCUUCUUCAUCAAGAAGGGUACCUGUGUGUUUCCUCUCCUGACAUCUGUGUUGAGGGAUGAGAGUCAAUGGGAGACCCCACAUACCUUUAAUCCAGCACAUUUCCUUGAUGAGCAAGGCAGAUUUAUUAAGAAAGAUGCCUUCAUGCCUUUUUCUGCAGGGCGCAGGGUGUGUCUGGGAGAGAGUCUGGCCAGGAUGGAGCUCUUCCUCUUCUUUACCUCCUUAAUGCAGCACUUCUGUUUCACUCCUCCACCAGGGGUGUCGGAGGAUCAGCUGGACCUCACUCCAGCUGUGGGCCUUACAUUGAACCCAUCUCCCCACAAGCUGUGUGCAGUUAGCCGUGCAUCACACAUGUACUCUUAAGACCUAAUUUACUAAAACACCCUUAAUUAUAUUCAAAAUGUUAUGAAACUUGUAAAUAUACUUACAAUUUAUGUAGUUAAAUAUGCUAAAAAAUAUAUUAUUCUAAUUUUUUGAUCAAGCAUUUGCAGAUAAAUUUGGAUAGUUGAUAACACAAAUAAAUAAAAUAAAAUUGUAAUAUAUAACUUACUGUGGAAUAUACUUUUAGUUUAAUUUUUAAUUUUGCUUAAUCAUCGGGGCUGAUCACAUAGCCCAGGAACGAAAUGAUGCGUUGGUGGAAUUCACACUUUUCUCCCCCUUCACGUACAGCUGGUGUUGCAGGAGGCACUGGAGAACCUGGCGGACAUAAGUCUUGAAUGAGGGGGAAUAGACUAACAGAACACCAGAUGUGUUUUCAGAAAGCACAUUCUUUCAUGUGGUUUCAACUGUGGUUUCACACGAAAGACCCAGCUGAUGUGGGGGAUGUGAUUGUCUGCUGCUUGGCCUUGGACAGGGGGUAAACUUGGCUGUGAGGGGAAGUGGUUCCAGGUAGCAGCUCUGUGGUGCAAUCGUAAGGAUGAUGUAGGGGUAGCCUGCUGGUCUUACUAAUUUCAACUUAUUGCUGUUCCCUACAGUUCCUCCCUUGGUUUCCCGGGGGGAACUGUAAACAAGGUGUGGUUCUCAGGGCUUUCUAUGGUGGUGGAUGCUAUGGUGAGCUCAGGUGUUUGGAAACCGUGAUUCAGGCAGUAUUGUGUAAGAAAUUAGCUGUUUAGGUUAAGCUGCCCACAUUCUCCAGCAAAAUAUGUAUGAGAUUUUGCAAACUUAAUAUUUUAAUAGCUGAACAACUAUUUGUCCAGCAAUAAGUUGAAAUUAGUAUAUAUUAGUAUAUCCCAACUUCUUGUGGAGAUGUUGGUAGAUGAGAGAGUUUCCUUUGUGUCAGGGGUUUUUAACCCUUUCCAGCUGGGCUGACCCCAAAGUGCUUGCUCCAGUCAGCAGAAUCUUGGGGCAGGGUGUAAACUGCAUUCUCCUCCUCUGACACUAACUCACUGGUCUCUGAGUUAUGUGCUUUUUCUAAGUUUUCACAAGGUAAAGUUAGAAAAAAGUUAGUUUGGUUAUGAAUUCUGUAACAUGGAUGUAACACAUUGUACUCCAAUUUACUUUAUCCCAACUCUUAGGAGAUUACACAACGUUCACACAUAUACCAAACAUCACAUACAUGCAGUUAUUGAUACACUCAUUAACACUAUAAAAUCUGUUAAAUGAUCAAGAGCAUCAUAAUGACCUAGUGGCUACAGACAUGAUACAUAUAAGGCAUGACAUUAAAAAGGCAACAAGUUUUCAAACUAUAGUAUAUUAAAUUUUAAAGGUCCUUGUUCUUCCAGGAGACGUAAAGUAAUCUUAUGCAGUCUGUUAAAGCUGGGUUCUAUAGAAUGUGCGACUGGUGGUGAGAUCAUGGUGAUAAUUGUAUUCCUGGGGGAAAGAACAAAGGUCUCAUUCCAGAAAGCUAGCCUGCAUCGAUUCAUUCUUGAGGCCUCCCUGGGUGAGUCACCCCCCCUUUUGGUUAUCAGAUUUAUGGCUUAGGGUCCUUGGGUGUCAUCCUGUUGACCAGCCUUCCAGUGUUGGCCAAUGGCCUAAAUCAAAAGGUUUGACAGGGUUCCUCUUGGCUGAGAUGGUUCAUAUUCUGGUCAGUGAUGUUCUAAUGUUUGCUUUGUUGUUCACAGGAUAGCUGAAGUUAGGCAAUAAUAGGCGGUAAUUCACUCCACAAAGUCUGUGAGUGGGGCUUCAUUGUUUUAUGAUGUUCUUGUUUUUCUUUCUUGCCUGUUCGCUUACAAUCUCCUACAAGUGAAACCAGUGGGUGAGUUGUUUAUCUGACCAGGAUAUUUCGGGAUUGUGUAGCUCCAUCCACGGCAGGCCCAGGACCACCAAAUGUUUGUGUGAAUGAUGGUGACCAGCAGCAUGAUGUGUUCAUGGUUGAGCGCACUGACCUAAAGGGGGGAGGGGCUGGGUACUGUCAGUGGUAGUGCCUCCCCUGAUGGGUCCCCCAACGAUGGCCUGGAUCUUCAGUGGGUAUGGCAGUGGAUGAGUGGGGAUGUUUAGACGGGUCAAGGUGUCUUUAUUGAUGAAGUUCCUCACUGCCCCCGGGUCGAUCAGCACUUUCAAAACAGAGAAUAAUCCUGGUGAGAGAGAGACUGGAACUGGAAUCACCUGCUGCGAGCUGGGGCCAUUGCUCCUGUUCACGGCUGGACAGCUUUAUUAGAGUCUAUGCAAACAGUCCAAAACACUAGGCAAAGGCAAUGUCAAAAACAGGCUUAGGUCAGGCUACCAGCAAACAGGAAUAACUAGAUAAGGCAAAACACAGAAAACAAGCAAUAAGAGCAAAGGUCAGACAAGGAAAUCAACAGCAGAGAUAACAGGCUUGGUAAUGUCAGAGAACAAAGGUAAACUAAGUGUAUACUUCACAAACUGUAAGUGAAUGAAAAUCUCUUAUAAAGGGUGCUUGUGAUUGUGUACAGGUGUGCAUAAUCAGAGGUCCAGUGAUUGAGAAUGAGGCAGUGUGUUAGUGUUCUGGGAAGUGGAGUCUGGAGUGGCCAUGUUUGUAGGCCACAUUGCAUGCUGGGGACUGGAGUUUGUUGUUGGGGUUUGCCUGACCCUACACAUUAGUAUACUUAAUGUGACUCUGUGAAUUUAAAGUGAAAGUGAAUUUACCUUCAUGCUAAAGGGACUUUUACCAAGUAAAAUGUGAAUGUUGAACUGUUAAAAAUAUAUUUCUGAAAAAAGUAAAGCUAAAAUUUUUUUACUGACAUUUUUUUCUAACACAAACAGGCCAACCUUGUAUGCAGGCACAAUUCUUCUGGAGCUACUCCACAUUCAAUCUUUGAAAUCUGAUGACUUUAGACGACCUAUUUGUUGCAGCUUCACAAACAUCCGCAAGUGACACUGCUCCUACUGACACCUUGGAGGUUGCCAUAUCAUGCAUUGAAUGGCAUUUAAUAGAAGAAGGUUCCUCUUGACUAGCUCCAGAGGCCAUUUAUUGCUUGACUGGACACAUUUUUAUCUGCAAGAGCAGGUAAAUUGAUAGGUUUAUUCAAUUCAAUUUUAUUUGUAUAGCUGUAAUGUGAGGCCCAAGGUGAGUCCAGGAAGGUGGAUGCAAAUGUAGAAUCUCUUUAACAAACAAAAAAAAGCAACUAAGAAACAAGCAAGGACUGGGAAAGAACUAAAAAAAAAAACUAGAACAACAAAGGGCUAGGGUAAUGCUAUUCACAGCAAGGCAAAGAAAAUUUGAACUUGAAAAGAAAAGCUAUUCAAAUGCAACCAGUAACCAAAACACAGACAAACAACCAAAGAGGGAAAAUGUGAAACUUAAAUAGGGUGACUAAUAGGGAAAUACAAAACAGGUGUGCACAGUUAAGGAAGGAAAUGGAGCAGACAACAAAAGAAGAGAUUCAAAAAGUGAGUGAAGGUGCACUCUGGUGGUCUGGGGAGGAAUUGUACCUGGUGCCCAGGACAAUAGCACAUUUAACAAUGGACAUUGUCACAAAGCAGCUUGAAGGAAAUAUAUAAAUUCCAGAUAUAAAUUUUAAAUUUAUCCCUAAUGACUGAGCCAGAGUUGACAGUGGCAAGGAAAAAAAUCCACUGAGACGAUAUAAGGAAGAAACACUGAGAGGAACCAGACUCAAAAGGGAACCCAUUCUCAUCUUUAUAAUAUUUAUUAAUAUGCUGUGAUAGGGUGUACUGUGCAAAUGCAUUAAAUAAUCCUGAAUCAGUUGAGCAAUGUGUUGUAUGGAAUAUAAAACUGGGUAAGGUGACAAACCCCAAAAGAAGAGUAAGAGUUUCUUUAAUAUUAAUCCAGUUCAGAUAAUUCUGAAAAGUUUCAAUAAGAUUUCUCUAUAAAUUCAUAUUAUAGCACAAUAGAGUAGAUAGUAUAUUGUCUAUUUUUUCUAAUUUUUGUAAAUUAUAGAACUGAGUUGUUCAAUUUGGUGUUAUAUUUACAUGAAAUUGUUUUAACUGAACAACUGAAUGUUUUAAAAUUGAAAUUGUUUUAAUUAGGCUUAUACAAAUUUACCAUUGUAUUAUAGGAAAAAGAUGUUAUGGACAGUAAUUAAUAAGAAAGUGUGCAUGUAAACAUUUCUAGUGCUGACAACAAAUGAGUGGCAGCUUUUUCUCCAAACACUGAAAAUAUGCUCACUCCAGUUUGGGGCACAUCACACCUUAGAUCACGCCUUAUUAUGAUUUGGCCACAACUUAAUUAUCUCAUUCCCAUGACUUAAUGUCCUCACAGUGACUUCUCAUUCCCAGGCAUUACUAAGUUCCAGCCACCCAAAGACUAUUGGUGGAUGUCAUAACACGGGUUUAAAGUGAAAACAAAAUGUCUCUGAGGCCCUCUUGUGGCUGGCUUUAUAUUACAAUUUCUAUUCCCACCCAUUCCUGUGUUAGUGAAUAGAUCCUUCAUAAUCCUUCCAUAAGUUCUUCACAAAUUAUUUUCAGGAAUAAUAUUCUGUCGUUUUGAAAAGUUCUUGAUAUAGAGAUAUCACAAUAUAUUGAAAUUGACCUUGAUAUAGAGAUAUCACAAUAUUUUUCCUUACAAUAAAUGUGUUUUACAGUAGUUAUUUCAUGAUCAUUAAAAGGGUGUGGUGAUGAGGUGACAGUUUUGGGCAGAAAUGACAGUCUAGUCUCAGGAACACACACACACACACCCACACAGACAUACACUUUCCAACACACUUCUGAAGCUCUACUGAGAAUAUAGCCCAAACUUCAUUUCAAAUCUUUCAAACUUUGUACCAUAGACGUACAGUGUUGGCAAUUUUGACAAAGCCAUGUCAUGUGAUAAACAUGAUAGAUUAGCUAAUGUCAGCUAGCUAGCAAAAGGUAGCUCAGUCAUGGCUCAAAAUCUUUUUCUGACAACAGUAAAAUCAAUAUACUUGCGAAAAUUAUAUGACUUCAGUUUAGCAACAAGUUUUACAUGUUAAUUAAUAAGAAUGUACAUAUCACUUUGAGUUGUUGUUAUUUGGGUAAUCUUAAGUUUUUUCACUUGUCAUAUGGCUGACAGUUAUGUGGGGAGUGUCCAUGACCACUAUUGGUGGGGGAGAGGUGGACCCACUGUCUGAACAGCUGUAUCUACUGACUACACUCUGGUUCCAGUGGUCUCUACCUCGCGGACUCUGAGAACCACAAUAAACAUAAUAACAAGUGCAAAUAUCUAUCUGAGUUUAUUGGGGACAAUUUACACAGACUUAAGACCUUCUUCUCUGUUAUUGAUUCUGUGCUCAGUCCCCCUGUCAAUAUUUUUCCUGAUGCUUCCGUAUCAUUAUGUGAACAAUUCUGUACAUUCUUUAACGAGAAAACCUCUCAAUUAAGAUCUAACCUGCCCUUGGGGAACUCUGUUCAACCUGAGAGAUCAAGUGGUCCGAUGCUGUGGAGCGAUUUUCAACCUGUUUCUUUUAAAUCCUCUAAAGGCAUUGUUGAACUUCUAAGAUCAACUUCAUCUUCUCAAGAUAUCAUUCCAUCUAGAUUUCUAAAACAGAUUUUCAAUACUGUUGGACAUGAUCUUUUAACUAUAUUUAAUACUAGUCUAACUACUGGGGUUGUUCCUGACUGCCUAAAAACAGCUACAGUAACUCCUUUAUUAAAGAGGCCCAAUCUUGAUUCUUCGAAUUUUAAUAAUUUUAGGCCUAUAUCAAACUUGCCACUUCUUUCUAAGAUUCUUGAGAAAAUUGCAUUGACUCAGCUGCAGUCUCAUUUGAUGUCAAAUAAUAUUUAGAAAAAUUCCUGCACUUUUAAAAGUUGUAAAUGAUAUUUUACUAGAAACAGAUAAAGGGAAUGCUGUGGCUUUGGUGCUUUUAGACUUAAGCUCUGCAUUUGAUAUGGUUGACCAUAAUAUCUUGAUUUCCAGGCUGGAGAGCUGUGUUGGGUUACAGGCAAGGUGUUGAAAUGGUUUCAGUCUUUUUUAACAAACAGAAGUUUUAGUGUCUCCAUUGGCCAACAUAGUUCGCCCACUUGCUUGUGGGGUGCCACAGGGCUCAAUUCUUGCCCCAGUUUUAUUUUCUAUAUUUAUGCUACCAAUGGGUGCUAUCUUAGAAAUAUGGAGUGUCCUUCCACCUAUACGCGGAUGAUACUCGGCUGUAUUUUCCCUUGCAGCAUAAAGGUAAAGAAUUCUUAGGACCUCUGUUGGAUUGCCUAAACGAAUUACAAAUAUGGUUAAAGCAGAAACUUUUAGUGGUAAACGAGAACAAAACCGAAAUCAUUUUGUUUGGUUUAAAGUUAUAUGAAGACUGUGCCCUUCAUUUUGGUCAUCUAUCUUUCUACUUUACACCCUGUGCUAAAAAUCUUAGUGUUUUUUUGAUUGCAACCUGGGUUUUGAGAAACAAAUUAGUGCAGUGGUCAAAUCAAGUUUCUUCCACUUAUGGCGUUUAUCAAAAAUCAAAUCUUUACUCUCUGUAAAACAGUUUGAACAGAUUAUUCACUUGUUUGUUCUAUCUUGUUUAGAUUACUGUAAUUCACUAUACUAUGGUAUAAGUCAGUCCUCUAUAAUGCAUUUACAGAUGGUCCAAAAUGCUGCUGCAAGGUUGCUACAGGCAGACAGAGGUUCGAUCAUAUCUCGCUCAUUCUUAUUUCACUAAACUGGUUACCAGUCAAAUUUAGAAUUUUUUUUACAUUUUUAACUUUUGUUUUUAAAUCUCUGCAUAAUCAAGCCCCACCAUAUCUCCCUGAGGCAAUCUCUACUCAUAAACCAAAUAGGUCCCUAAGAUCCAGUAAUCUUGGUCUCCUCUCUGUCCCUAGAUCGAGGUUCCAUUGCAGAGGUGAUCGAGCCUUCGCUGUUGCCGGUCCUAGCCUAUGGAACAAAUUACCAGCUUCUAUUAGAGCUGCGCCUUCUUUGCCAGUAUUUAAAUACCUGCUUAAAAAACAUCUUUUAACAAUAGCUUUUAUUUAGCCAUGUCAAUUGUAUUGCUGUUUUGUGGUUUCUUAUUUGUUUUUUAGCUCUAUUGUACAGCACUUUUCACACAACCGGUAGUUGUGUGAAAGUGCUUUAUAAAUAAAGAACGAAGAAGAAGAAGAAGAGAAAGAUUGCAUGUCAAUUUUUUAUUUAGGCUUGUGUCUGUGGCAUGUUAGCCAAAAAAUAUAAACUUGUCAACACAAAUAUGCUUGGCAGCUUUCCAGCACAUUAGUUCAGUUUUGCUCACAGCCGCAUAUACACUGCUAAGGUAGAUAGAGAGAAAGAGAUCGCCUUAAUAUAUGGGGACAACAGGGCUCAUGUGAGCAAUGCCAAUUGUUACACCAGCAGCUCAUCCACCAAAUACCACCCUAAAACUGCAGGCCCCUGCUAAACUCCCAACUUCUACGACAUGUUUUAGAUUAUUUGUAAUAUGUUUGAAAGUAUAUUGCAUAAGUAUGGUCUUAAUCAAUAUGUUUGAGAGGUACAUUACUUGCAGCAGUCAGGUCCUGGGUAAAGCACACAGCUUGUGAGGAGAGGUGUUCAAUAUGAAGCCCACAGCUGGUGUGAGGUCAGACACCCUUGGUGGGGGACUGAAACAGAAGUUCUACAGUAAGGAGGUGAAAAAUAGGAAGAGCUCCAUCUUGGCCAGACUUUCUCCCAGACACACCCUGUGCCCUGAGUAAGAAUAGCAAUAGAAAAUUGGGAAAGGAAACAUCAUUUUUUGUUCAUCCACUAUAUGAAUAAAGAUCUUUCUUUAUUGUGAUACCUGCAGAAAAUGGCAUAAAGGCAUCUUUCUUAAGAAAAUUUCCAAUUUCAUCAAGGAAGUGGGCUAGGUUGAAGGUUUGGGGGCUCUCCCACUGACUCUCAUCCCUUAGCACAGAUUUCGAUAGUGGUAUUACACAGGUUCCCUGAAAUAACAAUAAUAGUAAUAAAUAAUAAAUAGUAAUAAUGAAACAUAUACUAUCAUGCACCUCAAAGUGCUUUGAAUCAUACAAAGCAAAUCCACACGAUAAAGUAAUGAUGAUUAUGGAUACAAUCCCAUGAAUAAUACAAGACAGAAAUGAAUAAGACAUUAUUCAUAAUAUUCAUAGACACAAAAAUGAAUAAAAUCUAUGUUUUAAAACAUUGUAGAUACAUUAAUUGUAAAAGGAGAAAAGAAGCCACAAAUAGAAGUAUCAAUAGAACACCAGAUAAAUCUGAUGCUUUCAACUGCCUUUUAAAAUACAAAGCAAUGAAUAUCAUUACUUUAUAUAAAUUUUUAAUCAUGAAUAUUCAGACAUUAUUUAAUUACAGAAAUACUAGUGAUCCAACUUUUAAAACAAUGGAUAUUUGAAAACUGAUUGAUUUAGACUAAUGAUGUCUUCAGCAACUUGUAUACUUGUGUGUCAUCAACUAUGGAAACUGACUCCCUGUUCAUUUACCUGCACCUAGAUGCAUCAUGUACACUGAUAUUAAAAGUAAAGAGUACUAUGGUACUCUGUAUGGUGUGCAUCUGGUACACCAUAAUGAAUGUCAAGUAUAAGACACAGUAUCCUAAUCAAUAUACUGUCAUCAAGUUAAAUAUGUAACUUGUUUAAAACAGGUCUGGAAAUGGCAAUCUGUUUCUCGAAACCUGUUUGAUAUGCAGUACUUAUAUCAGGAGAAACAAUAAAUGAAACAUUGACUAUUCAUGCCCAGGAUAUCCCACAUACAAAAUAACA